Molecule: messenger RNA, 330 nt
Organism: Cetraspora pellucida
Lineage: Eukaryota; Fungi; Glomeromycota; Glomeromycetes; Diversisporales; Gigasporaceae
Source: the annotation of a GenBank genome assembly
AUGACAAUGGCACGCCAUACUAUCGUUAAAAAUGUUAAAUCUAUUGUUCCCCUUCUUGAUCGCGUACUCGUGCAACGCAUUAAACCGCAACAAAAAACUGCUGCUGGUAUUCUGAUUCCUGAAAAAUCACUAGAAUCACUGAAUGAAGGAGAAGUUAUAGCAGUAGGUAAAGGUGCUCUUAGUAAGGAGGGAAAACAUAUUCCAAAUCAAGUAAAGCCUGGAGAUCGUGUUCUCCUUCCAUCAUACGGCGGAAGUACCAUUAAAGUUGAAGAUGAGGAGUAUUCCAUCUUUAGAGAUUCUGAAAUCUUGGCCAAAGUAGAGACCAAUUAG